AUGAGUGGGAUUCAUCGCUUCCUCACCCGGCGUGAUCGGCAGAAAGGUGCUGGCCGUCACGGUAAAGAAGAGAACACCUCUACUCCUUCUAUGCCUCUACUACGAGGCUUCUUCGUUUCACAGGCGACUAAAGAAGACAGUCAUGAUCAUGAAAAGAAGGUCAAGACUGUCGAAGCUUACCUUCGCUCCCUUGGCUACAGCACACUAGAAGAGGAGCACGUUCGACAUGCGCUGAAGAACACCAAAGACGAUGUCGAGAAAGCGAUCAGCCUCCUGCUCUUGCUGGAAGAUUCCGUUGAGGGUAUCAUUCGGCCCUACACACCCAAUAUCAGGCUUCUGGGUGCCGAGAACCGACAAGGUGUCACCUGCUACUUGGAUGCGCUGCUUUUCGCCAUGUUCGCGCGACUUGAUUGCUUCGAGGCAAUUCUGUACAAGUCGUUCAAUGAUGAACCCCGCCGAAAGCUCGCUAUCCUUCUGCGAUUUUGGGUGAAUCUUCUACGAGCAGGGAAGCUUAUCACUACCGACAUCACCCAGCAUAUCCAGGAGUCUUUAGCAGAGUGUGGAUGGGAGGAUGCAGCCAAUCUUCGACAGCAGGAUGCCUCCGAGGCAUUCACUUUCAUUACUGAGAAGCUUGAAUUGCCCCUCCUGACCCUCAAGAUGGAUAUCUACCACACGGGCAAGGAAGAUGUCAGCGAUGACCACAAGUUCAUCAACGAGCGGCUCCUCGAGGUGGCCAUUCCACCUGAACCAACUGAUGGCAGCAUUCUCACUCUUGAGGACUGCCUGGAAGCAUACUUCAACAAUCGCAUUGAAGUAAAGCGAUAUCUCGAGAGACGUAACACUCUGAGCUCCCGCUCUGUCGAUUCACUCUCCAUCUCGAAGGGGUUCAGUGCACAUGUCGAAGAAGUUGAGACAACGCCUGUACUGUCUCCAGCCCAGUCCACGUCGCCUGUACCCGAGAAGUCUAGCCCGUUCUCAUCAUUCUCGGGAGCUGGCGACUCCAUUGGCUCACGAAAGCUCGGCCGGCGUGAUAGCAUUGUUCGUGAAAGAUUCAUCCCGGACACCAGUGGCGAGCAGAUUGGUGGUGGAGAUUCGCCCACAUCGGAGCAGCCGCGGAGAGGCGUCCUUAGGAAGGAAGUAAUGAUGCCCGCGUGGCAAUUCUUCAGCCUCAUCCCUUGGUACACCGAUAACACACCCACCACCGAUGCUCAGGUGGCAGCGCACUUUUCCUCCAAGCGGCCUAUUCUCGGCAUGUGCCUGAAGCGUUACUCGUUUACUCCAAACGGGAAGGCUAUCCGGCUAAACACAUACAUCGACAUCCCGGUUGAGAUCGGUCUCCCCCAUUUCAUCCAGGAUGACAACAUGGAUGAAGAUGCUCCCAUGUAUGGGAAUUUCAAGCUGUCCUUGCAGGCGGUGGUCUGUCACCGUGGAACCUCGGUGGACUCGGGCCACUACAUCGCCCUGGUUCGGGGUACCAGCCCCAACGCUGCCCCACCCAGCUCUCGGGACGGUGCUACGCCAGUAAGCACCGAAACGCCCAAGCACUGGAUGCGGUUUGACGACCUUGGGUCUGAUAGAAUCACCCUCAUCGAUAUUGAGACUGCACUGAAAACUGAGUCUCCUUAUCUCUUGUUCUAUCAGAUCCUUCCCAUUGACCAGGAUGCAUCCCUGGCCAAUCUCUCGGACAAGCCCUCUUCGUUCGUGUCGGAUGCUACACUCGACGUCGAGAUGGGCGAUGUGUAUCGAAAGCUGUCAAGCCUAGCGGUUGACACGGAUGGUAGCACCACCGAAGAUGUCACCUCUGCCAGGCCUAGCUUUGAGAUCACUAGCCCGGACAAUACCACUCAGCCUCUCGCGAGCGCUGAGCGACGUUUGAGUGUGGCAUUCUCAGAUCCUGCCCCUAUCGGGCCCCCUCGCUCAAUGCCGUCGAUGUCACCUCGUUUGACGGCCAUGGAAGGGAGGGUACCAGGGGAUCGUUUAGUUUCUCUCGGCGUGGCUCUCGGAACACCAAGAGCAAUUCUGGUAGUCGUGCAGGCAGCCAGCCCGGCGACAACAGAAUUAGCUCAACCUUUUCUCGCUUCGCUGGUCGUCUGA
Messenger RNA from Penicillium subrubescens, 2094 nucleotides. RefSeq names its product ubiquitin C-terminal hydrolase family protein. Gene Ontology annotation, biological process: protein deubiquitination. Gene Ontology annotation, molecular function: cysteine-type deubiquitinase activity; cysteine-type endopeptidase activity. The coding region runs from base 1 to 2094 and encodes 697 amino acids. The record is from RefSeq and is a predicted model, not a curated record. The transcript is spliced from 5 exons. Gene Ontology annotation, cellular component: cytosol; nucleus. Lineage: Eukaryota; Fungi; Ascomycota; Eurotiomycetes; Eurotiales; Aspergillaceae.